AUGUCCAUGUGCUUUCGCACGAUGCCUGGCCGGCUGUCGUCGCUCGUCAGCGGCGGCAGCGGUCGUAAAUCGCCGUCAAAGCUCGAUCGCACUCAGCUGCAGAAGAACGUCGAAUCGUCCGCCUUUCUGAAGCAGUUCUUGGGUACGCAGAGAACACUGUCCGUGAGAGCAAAUACUGCAAGCAAAUCAGCACCUUUUGCAGGAUGUACUUUUCCUCCAAAUUUAUCAUUGGCUUAUCUUAACAUUCAUAAUCAAUGGAAUGAAAGGCUGGCCAGACAAUAUCCCGACGAGAGUAAGAGUACAUCAACGAUGCAUUGGGUCCAGAGUCCACACAGGCUGCAAAAGUUGCAGAAGAUUGGCAUUGCUCUUCCAAAGAACAAGAAACAUGUAGCUCCCAUAGGAAUCGUAUCUGACAAUAUUAACAUAUUUCAGACACAAAGUGUUGUAAGAAAUGAUAAAGAUAAUUCAUUUCUAGAUAAUAAUAGGAUGAUUCCUUUAGAAAGUUUACACAGUAGUAGAAAAACGAAUAUUGAUAAAAGUAUCUUAUUUAUUUCUGAUGAUACGAGUGCUUUAAAGACAAGCCUACAACAGUCCACAUCACCACAAGAAAACGGACGUAAACCAUCACAAGAACAACUGCAAUCUAUAGUUGAUUGUCUUAGUCAAGAUUUACCAAAUUUGUUUGUAAGACCUCUGAAUUUUUCAAUAUAUACUGACGAUCUAAUUUUUAUCAAUAAUAUUAGAGGAGUAACAACAAGGGGUCUUAUGAAUUAUUCGAAACAGUUGAUCCUAUUAAGGAUAAUUGGUCAUGUAAAAUUUGCACAUGUUAAAUUUGACAUCAUGAAGAUCACGAUGCACUCUGAAAACGAUACCGUGCAAGUUCGAUGGCGUAUACGAGGAGUCACAGGCUGGAAAGUGUUUUCUAUGUUUUGGAAAUAUAAAAUUUGGAAGAUAAAAGAUGCCAUAAAUACUAACCAAGAUAUAUGGUAUGAUGGUUUUUCCACUUUUUACGUUAAUGCCAAUGGAAAAAUCUACAAGCAUAUUACAGACAAGAUGAUGCCCGAUCAAGAUACAAUCACAAAAAAAGAAGAUCUGCGCAUCGCACCAAAGUUAGCGUUAUUCACAGGUUUCACCAGUUUAUUUAGUAAUAACGAAAAUUGAAAUAAGCUUUGCCUUAAAAUUGCAUCAGUUAACGUAAGUCACUGCUAGAAUUGUACGAUUUUAAUCAGAUCGUUACAACGAACACUGCAACAGAAGUGCUUUUUCCACAUGUCGCAUGUUGCUGACGUAUCGUUGCAUCAUCACGAAAAUGAAGAUCGGUAAUAAAUAAGAGAUGUGAAGUAAAAAAUGUACAUUACCUAACCAGUAUCUUUGUAUGAUUACAAACUAUCUAUAUUUGGUUUUUUAAUUGCUUAGUCAUAGCAAUACUGAAGUAAUUUUGCAUUAGUAUGUUUCUGUAAAGAGAUACAAUUAUAUUACAGUAUAUUUGAAAAAUGUUGAAAAAUGAAACAAUUGUUUAACAGAGUUAGUGAAAUGGUCUGUAUAUCAUAGAAUCUAUUUGUUUCACCUCUGUGGAUUGUUGAUAACACGUAAAAUAAUAAAGUAACAUUAAUGUUUCGUAAA
Monomorium pharaonis (pharaoh ant) is the source of this 1623-nucleotide messenger RNA. RefSeq lists its product as uncharacterized. The transcript has 5 exons. Bases 1 to 1161 code for a protein of 386 amino acids. The record is from RefSeq and is a predicted model, not a curated record. Lineage: Eukaryota; Metazoa; Arthropoda; Insecta; Hymenoptera; Formicidae.